Molecule: messenger RNA, 1250 nt
Organism: Python bivittatus (Burmese python)
Lineage: Eukaryota; Metazoa; Chordata; Lepidosauria; Squamata; Pythonidae
Gene: TMEFF1
Product: transmembrane protein with EGF like and two follistatin like domains 1
Cellular component (GO): plasma membrane
Molecular function (GO): protein binding
Source: RefSeq, a predicted model, not a curated record
GCGGCGCCCAUUGAGACCCAAAGGGCCUGCAGUCCCCUUUUGCAAGUCCUCGCCAUGGCGGCCACCGCCCGGCCCCGGCCCUCGCCCGGCUGCAACAGUGCCGUGUUCUUGGUGCUGGCGGUGGCUCUCUGCGCCCUGGUUCCCGUCCGGACGUCCAACCCUCUCUCCCCUGCCGCGCCCGCCACUGAUUGCGCCGGCAAGGGGAAGGCGGGCAGCAACUGCUCAGAGUUAAAUGUUAAGGAACUGGAUGUGAAAGUAUGUGAUGAAUCAUCAUGUAAAUAUGGGGGUGUUUGCAAGGAAGAAGGAGAGAGUUGGAAAUGUAUAUGCCAAUUACAGUGUCACACGAAUUAUAUUCCUGUUUGUGGUUCAAAUGGAGACACCUAUCAAAAUGAAUGCUUUCUCAGAAGAGCUGCUUGCAAGCAUCAAAAAGAUAUAACAGUGGUUGCCAGAGGUUCAUGUUACUCAGAUAAUGGCUCUGGAUCAGGAGAAGGAGAGUAUGAAGGAUCUGGGACAGACGUUCAUAGAAAACAUUCCAAAUGUGGAGUUUGCAAGUAUAGAGCUGAGUGUGAUGAAGAUGCAGAAAAUGUUGGGUGUGUAUGCAACAUAGACUGUAGCGGCUACAGUUUUAACCCUGUUUGUGCAUCUGAUGGAAGUUCCUAUAAUAACCCAUGCUUUGUUCGAGAGGCAUCUUGCCUGAGACAGGAACAGAUCGAUAUCAGACACCUUGGACAUUGCUCAGACUCCGAUGACUCCAGCUUAUUGGGGAAGAAGGAUGAUGGAAUGCAGUAUCGGCCAGAUGUGAAAGAUGCAAAUGAUCAAAGAGAAGACAUCUAUAUUGGAAAUCAUAUUCCUUGCUCCGAUAGUUUUAGUGGCUACUGCAUCCAUGGGAAAUGUGAAUUCAUUUAUUCAACACAGAAAGCUUCCUGCCGGUGUGAAUCUGGAUACACAGGACAACAUUGUGAAAAAACAGACUUUAGUAUACUUUAUGUUGUCCCGAGUAGACAAAAGCUCACUCACGUCCUUAUUGCAGCAAUAAUUGGAGCUGUCCAGAUUGCCAUUAUAGUUGCGAUUGUUAUGUGUAUAACCCGGAAAUGUCCCCAAAACAACAGAGGACGUCGGCAGAAGCAAAAUCUAGGCCACUUUACUUCAGAUACGUCAUCCAGAAUGGUUUAGCGUGAUUUUUUAUACCUACAUUGACCAUGUGAUGUACAAUUUUAUUAACUUUUUUUAAAACAAUGGAAAUAUUUAUU